AUGCUAGGAACUUGCUCCGCUGUGUCCUUGCUGCUCGCCGUAAUAAUGCUUGUAUACAUUGUCCACAGGUCGUUAGGGCCCAAGAGAAAGAUCUGCAGUGGCCCAUGCUCAUCGGCAACCGUUCCGCUUCCACCGGGGCCGUUACCGUGGCCGGUGGUUGGUAACCUUCCUGAGAUGAUGCUCAACAAGCCGGCGUUCCGUUGGAUCCAUCUUUUGAUGAAGGAGAUGGGCACCGACAUCGCCUGCUUCCGCCUCGGCGGUGUCAACGUCGUCACCAUCACCUGCCCCAAGAUAGCGAGGGAGGUGCUCAAGAAGCAGGACACGAACUUCUUGUCCCGGCCGCUCACCUUCGCCUCUGAAACCGCCAGCUGCGGGUACAAGAACGCGGUGCUCUCGCCGUUCGGGGACCAGUGGAAGAAGAUGCGGCGGGUGUUCACCUCCGAGAUCGUUUGCCCAUCCCGCCACAAGUGGCUUCACGACAAGCGCGCCGACGAGGCCGACAACUUCACAAGCUAUGUCUACAACCUCGCCACCGGCACUAGCUCUAGGGGGUCGUCGGACGCCAACAAUGUCGAUGUUAGGCACGUCACACGUCAUUACUGCGGCAACGUCAUCCGCCGGCUUGUGUUCGGCAGGCGAUACUUCGGGGAACCUCAGCCCGACGGUGGACCGGGGCCGCUGGAGGUGGAGCACAUGGACGCUUCCUUCACCGUCGUGGGGAUCCUCUUCUCCUUCUGUGUCAGCGACUACCUCCCGUGGCUGCUUGGUCUUGACCUCGACGGCCACGAGAAGGUGGUUAAGGAAUCCAACACGAGGAUGAAUAGGCUGCACGACAUGGUCAUUGACGAGCGUUGGAGGCAGUGGAAGGGCGGCGAGCUGAGGCUGGACGAGGUGGAAGAUUUCCUCGACAUUCUCAUCACGCUCAAAGAUGGGGAUGGCAACCCGUUGCUUACCGUCGAGGAGGUCAAAGCAAUGUGCAAGGACAUGGUAUUAGCAGCGAUAGACAAUCCAUCCAACGCCGUGGAGUGGGUGCUGGCAGAGAUGGUGAACAACCCGGAGUUGCUGGCCAAGGCGGUGGAGGAGAUGGACCGAGUGGUCGGUCGGGAGCGGCUGGUGCAGGAGUCCGACAUCCACGAGCUUAACUACCUCAAGGCGUGCAUUCGCGAGGCGUUUCGACUGCAUCCCAUCGCUCCCUUCAACGUGCCGCACGUCGCCAUCACCGACACCAUCGUCGCCGGCUACCGCGUGCCCAAGGGAAGCCACCUCCUCCUCAGCAGGACCGGCCUGGGCCGAAACCCGACCGUCUGGGACGACCCGCUCAGCUUCAAGCCGGAGCGCCACAUGGGAGACGGCGUCGAAGUGGCGCUCAUCGAGAACGACUUGAGGUUCAUCUCCUUCAGCACCGGCCGCCGUGGUUGCAUUGCAGCAUCGCUAGGAACAGCUAUGAGCGUCAUGCUCUUCGGCAGGCUCCUACAGGGCUUUACAUGGGCCAAACCAGCUGGAGUAUCGGCCAUCCAUCUCAUGGAGUCCAAGCAAGACCUCUGCUUGGCAAAGCCAUUGGUGCUGCACGCGGAACCACGCCUGCCGGUGCACCUCUACCGUCAGAGCACUUGAAGCUUGAUCCAUCACGGCGUGCCAUGCAUGAUGCACCCUGAACGGCUGAACCCCAUCUCUUCUCUUUCCAUUUUUUGU
Molecule: messenger RNA, 1692 nt
Organism: Lolium perenne
Lineage: Eukaryota; Viridiplantae; Streptophyta; Magnoliopsida; Poales; Poaceae
Product: tyrosine N-monooxygenase-like
Molecular function (GO): heme binding; monooxygenase activity; oxidoreductase activity, acting on paired donors, with incorporation or reduction of molecular oxygen
Source: RefSeq, a predicted model, not a curated record